Molecule: messenger RNA, 1510 nt
Organism: Drosophila santomea
Lineage: Eukaryota; Metazoa; Arthropoda; Insecta; Diptera; Drosophilidae
Gene: MSBP
Product: membrane-associated progesterone receptor component 1
Exons: 5
Coding region: 298-1038 (246 amino acids)
Cellular component (GO): membrane; endomembrane system
Source: RefSeq, a predicted model, not a curated record
AUUUUUAGUGUGAAUACCGCGUUAGACCUAUUUGGUGUUUGACAACACGCUGCAAUCGCUUCUGUCGAUUACUUUUUAGUAAUGAAAGACCUUUAACCUACUAAAAUCAUUGUCACAAUUUUCAUUGGUAGUACGUAAAAUUGUAAAUACAAAAGAAUUGAACACAGGAAUAUGAGAAUAAUCGAAACGAAACGGCACGUCUAAAAGUAUACACAAUUCGCAGGUUGAUGUACAAUAUUGUAACAUUCAGUGCAUAGCGACAUCCAGUGAAGUAAAUAAAUAAACUAUUCGAACAAGAUGGAAUCCAAAGUUGGUGCAGAUCCCAACUCGGCCUACGACAAGGAAAUCGGCAAUAAUCUAAACAACGAUGAUUCCUCAUUUCUGGGCAACAUACUGCGCGAAAUCCUGUACAGUCCAAUGAACCUCGCUCUUCUGGCCAUCAUCUGUUUCCUGGUCUAUAAAAUCGUUCGGGAUCGCACCGAAGUUCCAUCCGUUGGCGUUGCAAAGCCAUCCGAACCGGAGUUACCCAAACUUCGCCGCGAUUUCACCGUAAAGGAGCUUCGCCAGUACGAUGGAAAUCAGCCGGAUGGCCGCGUUUUGAUUGCCGUCAAUGGAAUCGUUUACGAUGUUAGCAAAGGAAGGCGUUUUUACGGUCCAGGUGGGCCAUACGCAACCUUUGCGGGAAGAGAUGCCUCCCGGAACUUGGCCAGUUUUAGCGUGGAUUUAAUCGACAAGGAUGAAUACGAUGACCUGAGCGAUUUAAGUCCCAUGGAAAUGGACUCUGUGCGCGAAUGGGAAAUGCAGUUCAAGGAAAAAUAUGAGCUUGUUGGCAAGCUUUUGCGCAAGGGCGAGGAACCAACCAACUACGACGAUGAUGAGGACGAGGAGAAUGUUAACAAUGAUGAACAAGAGCGAAAGAACCUACCCAAGUCGAAAACUGAGACUGAUGACACCAAACAAGAAAGUCACAUUUUGCAAGGCAAUGCAACAAAGAGAAACAACGCACAAGAUCAGCCCACUUCUUCUACCGACUGUUAGCGAAAUCGGGUUUAUUGUUUUGCUUUUGGAUGUGGCUGUAAUAGUUUAUUUUCGGUUAGAAACACAACAAAACUAAAUAGCAUUUCCGACUCUUUUGAUGCUGCCUCUGCUCCUUGAAACCCGAGAACAAGACCUAUUUGGAAAACAUUUAAAGAACACGCCCCAAUUUGAACCAUACAAAUCAAGGCAUUAAAUUUAUCAUGAACAUUUCAGAAGAAUUUAAAACAGAUGCAAUCGUUUUUGAAUGUUAUUCUUAGAGUGCAGCCUUGACAAAAGCUAUAGUUGUUACUAUAAUUCACGUUGUGAUGUGAUCUUGUUCCAUAUAUUAUAGUCGUAUAUUCAUACAAAUGUAACAAACGGAAAUCAUAAAAUUAUUUAAGGAGGAGGCCAAUGUGUGAGGGUAUGGGAGUCAUUUUCGUGGCAAUAUAAAUUUAAAUGUAACUAUAUUUGAAAUACAAAUUAAAUACUUAAA